CAUGAAUGAAUUCUUAGUCGGUGUGCGCAUCCGAUGCGAAGAGUUUCGUCCCCAUUUGUGGUGGGAGAAGUUGAAGCAAACGUGCAAGAGAGUGUAACAGAGAGGUGGCAUAACGAAGGCGACGUUCGAAGAAGAGAGAGAAACGAUCGAGCGUGUGCUGAUUGUGUGCGUGCCUGUGCGAGUCGUCGAGAACAUAACCGUAGUUUAGUGUGUUUAGUUGAAUGAAAGUCCUCUCGUUGUCCAGUUGAUUUGAUUGAUGUUGUUGAAAAAUGGUGUUAUCAAUCGAAAGAGUGAAAGCCAACUGUUGUAGCCUGUACACAAACACCAAUCAUGACCGACACGUCUGAAGAUGGAAACUACCUGGUGCAAGUCAGAGCACAGGUAAUGUCUCGAGAUGACAGCUCGGGAGGAUGGGUACCAUUAGCAGGAGGAGGACUAAGCAACGUGUCUGUGAGGAAGAAGCCACGUCCCGCACAAGGAGGAGGUCCCGAAUCCUCCAAGCAGAAGCACGACUAUCUGAUUUUCGGUCGCAGAAUCAGCGACGAGAGCACCGUAUUGUGCUGCACCAUUAAGAAAGAUUUCGAGUACAAUAAGGUCAUGCCGACGUUCCACCACUGGAAAACCGAGGAGAAGAAGUUCGGUCUCACCUUUCAGACGGCUGCAGACGCGCGGGCCUUCGACAAGGGCCUUCGCACAGCCGUCGAAGAACUGCUUGACGGUUUUGCGGACACCUACCCACAACCCACGGCCUUACAAUACAAAUAUGAAAAAGAUGUUGGCGACGAUGAUGUUUUCAUGACAUUGAAUUUACCACAAGAAGCGCCGACUUCCAGGAGCUCUAGCGACUCCAGCACACAGUCUGACCACCAGAGGCGCAUCCAGUUUGCCACUGCCAUUUCUCCCAGAUCGGUGGAGAUUAGACAGCCGAUUUACGAUACACAGAAACCAACUGGGGAAAAAGUAGUCAGUUUGGAAACGGUGCUUUCUUUUGCAGAGAACUACUCGUACGUUCAGCUGACCACGAUUCACGAUUACAUAAAUCCUGAUCAAAAGUCUGCGCAACCUGGGACGCGUAGAGAAUCCCCGACAGAAUUUAAGAAGGGCUUGGAGAUCGAAACUCAGCAGCCCGUAAUCCAGCAGCAACCUUCGCUACCCCCGUCACUGCCACUAAAGCCCCCCGUGAAGCUGGAGAAGGGCCAGAGGAUCAAGCUUAGAUGCCGGCACUGCCACGAGUUGUACUCCGAGGACCAGAACCCUAAGGGCGCCUGCGAAUACGCCCCUGAUAAAGUGAAGAAUGCCAUAGACACUGUAACGUGCAUAGGUUGCGCCAAGUGCGUAAGCUAUCAUUGUGCGUCUGAUGAGGAGGGCGACUUUGCCCAGCAUCCAUGCGAUUGUUCGGACGACAACUGCUGCAAACGCUGGUCCUGCCUGACUUUCCUUUCCCUCUUCGUACCUUGUCUCUGGUUCUAUCCACCUCUGAAGCUCUGCCACUGGUGCUGCACUCGUUGCGGCGCUUGCGGAGGUCGACACUCCAUCAUGUAAACCUAAGCCAUGGGUAAUAAAAUAAGAGAAGAGAGCGAACGGAUCAGGAGAACAACACACCCAAAUAUCAUUCGAUUCUGUACAAACAUAUUUAAAAGGUAUUUCCCUCGGAUUUCCCGAAUCUUCUUCGGGGCAAUUCAUUCACAUUGUACAUACAACACCGAACUUGAAACGCCCUCCUCUCCUCCAUCCUCAUUCUCUAAUUUAAAUUUUGUACAAAAUUUAACCUAUUUAUUUUCCAAAUUGGACAUUUUAUAAAUAUUAUAUAUUGUUAAGUGCUCAAAACACUUAGGUUGUGACCACAUUAAAACAAACACAAAAUUAUAAUUAUUUUUGUUUUGAACUCGAAGACUGUUACAAUU
This is a messenger RNA of Nicrophorus vespilloides, 1904 nucleotides long. It is a transcript of the gene Spred, whose product is annotated as sprouty-related, EVH1 domain-containing protein 1. The record is from RefSeq and is a predicted model, not a curated record. Gene Ontology annotation, molecular function: protein kinase binding. Gene Ontology annotation, cellular component: membrane. Bases 331 to 1542 code for a protein of 403 amino acids. The transcript is spliced from 5 exons. Gene Ontology annotation, biological process: negative regulation of MAPK cascade; multicellular organism development. NCBI's taxonomy places the organism in Eukaryota, Metazoa, Arthropoda, Insecta, Coleoptera, Silphidae.